Messenger RNA from Paralichthys olivaceus (Japanese flounder), 2714 nucleotides. It is a transcript of the gene trim47, whose product is annotated as tripartite motif containing 47. NCBI's taxonomy places the organism in Eukaryota, Metazoa, Chordata, Actinopteri, Pleuronectiformes, Paralichthyidae. The record is from RefSeq and is a predicted model, not a curated record. Gene Ontology annotation, biological process: protein ubiquitination. Gene Ontology annotation, molecular function: protein binding; ubiquitin protein ligase activity; zinc ion binding. Gene Ontology annotation, cellular component: cytoplasm.
GCACUACUUCCGCCCUCACUUCCUGCAGUCUGCUGUGCUGCUGCUGGCCCGUGAACAUGGCGACCGCCGGAGCUGCUGACGACUGGAAGAAGGAGCUCACAUGUGCGAUCUGUUUGGAUUAUUUCAAGGACCCCGUCAUCCUGAAGUGCGGCCACAACUUCUGUCGCUUCUGCAUCUGCAUGCACUGGGACGAAAAUGGCGGAGACUACGGUUACCAGUGCCCCCAGUGCCGAACGGUGUUCAACAAGAGGACCUUCACUAAAAACUACCUGGUGCAGAACCUGGUGGCCAAACUGGACGACCUGGAGUGUCUGGGGUCCAGUUCUUCACCCCCUCAGCCCGUCAAAGUUGAUGGGAAGUGUGAACAACAUGGAGAAGAGCUGAAACUCUAUUGCCAGACUGACAAAAGGCUUAUCUGUGUUGUGUGCCGGGAAUCUAGAGCACACAGACACCAUGAGGUGGCACCAGUGCCAGAAGUUGCAAAUGAUAUGAGGAUGGAGUUAAAGCAGAGGCUAAUGGAGCUCAACUGGGAGAAGUCUCUGUGUAUGGACGUUAUAACAGCUGAAGCGCUAAACAAAGAUGAAGCACUGGUCAACAAACGGAGAAUCAAGGAGAAGAUUGAGGCAGAUAUCGGUGCCAUGGUCCAGUUCCUGCUAGAUGAGCGAGACUCCCUGCUCGAGGGCCUGGAUGGUCAGGCGGAGGCCGCCGUGUCACUGUUGGAUGAAAACUUGAAUACACUGAAGGAAGAAGGGACAGCUUUGGACAAAAUCAUAGCGGAUAUCCACAGCCACAUCGGUGGGAAAACGAGCUUUGAGAGCCUUGCUGAGACAUGGAAUGAAGUCGCCCACCGAGACCCUCCGCUUACCCCCGCAGUUCUUGGUGUGAAUACUGGAUAUCCAAAAUACUCAGGGCCCAUCCAGCUUAUCUUGUGGAAGAAGAUGAUGCAUGUUCUGCACACCAUGCCUCAGAACCUCACUUUGGACCCCGACACCGCUCACCCAUACCUGAUCAUCUCAGACUUUGACACCAAAGUGGAGGAGGGCCAUGUUCGUAACCAGGACCCAGAGACGCCCGGCCGCUUCAGCCGCUUCUGUGGCGUGCUGGCCAUAGCCCAGUACUCCAGUGGCCAGCACUACUGGGAGGUGGAUGUGAGGGACAAAGGCGUGUGGUACCUGGGAGUCACCACUCAGAGCAGCAACAGGAAGGGCUUUGUCAACCUCACACCCUCCGCAGGAUACUGGAGUCUGUGUCUGCAGGACCGGCUGUACGCCAACGAUGAAGACGGACGCAUCCCGGUGGCAGACUACUGGGACUCUCCCCGGGUCGGUGUCUUUCUAGACUACGACAAAGGGCGCCUUAGCUUCUACGACGGCGUCACAAUGAAGAGACUUUACAUGUUUGACACCUGCUUUGAGGAAGCAGUCAGCCCUUUCUUCAGCCCAGGGAAAAACGAUCCAGGCAGCAGGCUGCAGAUAUGCCACUAUUACUGAGAGAGCUGCAGCGAGGCUUUUAAAUGAAUUGUUUAAGCGUCAAUUCGUGUACGCCUGUGUUUCCAGAUUUGCUGUUGGCAAGUUGCAAAGGUUUAGACACACACUGUAGGCUCAUAACCCUGACUACUGUGGCUGGGUGUUAGGAGAGGUGCUUUGUUGUCUAUAUCACUGUGUCUUUUGGGAUACAGAUGCUCCUGUUGAUUGGAGCACGGCUCCGAUCCUGUUAGCAACCGCUAUGCUACAUUAUUGUACAUAAACGUUUUUGUUGGACAGGGUCCGAGCUCCGGCCUUGUUGGUUAGACCUGUAAGGAAACAUGGCCUCGUUAUCACAUUGAUACUUGUUGACUCCCUCAUUAGUUCUAGACUGAAGAACAGUCGGAGCUGAUGACCACCAGAUUUCAGUGACUCGAUUUGGUCACAAUCUCAGCUCUCGGACACUGAUUUGACUUCCAGAAACUAAUGGCUCAGGUUGUUUCGUGGAUUUUAACUCCAGUACAGAUAAUUUUAUCUUUUAAAACUUUACCUGUCCUUAUUUUUUUUUUAUAAUUCUGUACAUUCUCUUAUGACUGUUGCAAAUUUCUCUUUAUAAUUGCUCUGAGGGUUUGUGAGCAGAUAUACGAACAAUACAAUUGGCUUUGUUGGAGUUUUUCCACUGGAUCUGCUCGAAAGUGAGCAAGUGCAAAGCCAAUAUUUUCAAAUAUUCUUGUGACCAAUUAUUAGCCAUCAUUAAUGUAGUUAAUCAGCUACAUAUGCCCGUACAUAUUUAAGUGGUCGAACCCGUAGAUAUGUCUUACUGUAUAAAAACAUUCCAUCACAUCCAUGAGCCGCAACAGCGUUUAUUUUAUAUUCCGUUAAAUAAUCCUGCUUCAGUUGUUUUGACGAGUUGGCCAUUUUAUUCAAAUUGAAUGUAAAAUACUUGUAUUUGGACAGUUGUAUAAAUAUUUGUCCUUUCUCUCUUAAAUGUACGUUUUACAUAUUUUCUUGCUUGUGCAGUUUGCCAAAGCUUUUAUUGCAGGGCAGAGUAGAAACAUUUAACAGGAUCAGUGAUAAAAUUUGAGACGGCGUGCCAUCGAUCUCAAGAUGCUUGUUUUUUGUUUGUUUUGUCUAAGAUGGUGAACAUCAUUUCAUACCUGUACAUUACAUUUGGUUGCUUUUCUCAUCCAUGUGUACAGCGAAGCAGUUUUUGAGACGUCUUGACAAAUGACAUAAAAAAUGAUCUUGUUA